AUGAAGCCAUUUGAUAUGGUGACAGCAGACUUCGCAUUUCGUCGACCAACAGCAGAACAGAUCAAGCAGCGCAUCAUGACUGUCUGCUUCCGAGAGGGCAUCAAGCUUGACCCGCAAGUGCUCAUGGCUGUCAUUGAAGGUGGCAACGCCGACAUACGGCGAAUCAUCAAUAUGCUGUCAACAAUCAAAAUCGACGGCCAUGGGAAGGACCUCUCUUUCGACCAGAGCAAAGGCAUGGCAAAAGGCUGGGAGAAACAUGUCAUCCUCAAACCGUGGGACAUCGUCUCGAAGAUCAUGCGUCCUCAGAUGUUCUCAGGUAGUUCGAAGGCCACGCUCAACGAGAAGACUGAGCUUUACUUCAACGACCAUGAGUUCAGCUACCUUAUGCUACAGGAAAACUACCUCAAGUCACAGCCGUCACAGAUCCAGAACGUCAACGGCGACAAACAACGCAACUUGAAGUGGCUGGAGCUUGCAGACCAAGCCGCCUCUAGCAUUAGUGACGGCGACUUGGUUGAUCGAAUGAUCCACGGCUCUCAACAACAGUGGUCGCUGAUGCCUUUACAUGCCAUCUUCAGUUUCGUACGUCCGGCAUCUCAUGUUUACGGCAACUUCAACCAACAGGUAGGCUUUGCUUCCUGGCUCGGCAACAACUCCAAGCUUGGUAAGCUGUCUCGCUACGUCAAAGAGAUCCAAGGCCAUAUGCGACUUAAGACUGCAGCAGAUCGUAACGAGAUUCGUCAGCAGUAUAUGCCAUACCUUUGGAACUCUACCGUGGGGCAGCUGGCAAAGAAUGGAAAGGAGGCUGUACCAGAUAUGAUCGACUUCAUGGACUCAUACUAUCUGACCAAAGACGAUUACGAUGCUAUAAUCGAGCUCGGAGUCGGCCCACAGGACAUGGACUCAAAGAAAUACACCAUCGAUUCCCAGACGAAAUCUGCAUUCACCCGCAUGUACAAUCAACAAAGCCACCCGAUGCCAUUCGUCAAGGCUAGCAAUGCGUUAGGGUUGACAAAGGGUGGUGCAAGUAAGCGCGACAAGCCUGACCUCGAGGAAGCGAUUGAGGAUGAGGACGAAGCGGUUGAGGAAGUUGUCGAAGAGGAAGAAGAUCUCGAGAUUGAUCUGAAGAAGGACAAGUACAUUCAAGCUCCGAAGAAGAAGAAAGCUGCUGCCGGUAAAGGCAAGAAGGCGGCUGGCGGUGCGGGCACGAAGCGCAAGAAGGCGACUGCGGAUGACGAAGACAGUGAUGACGAUGAGGACGAUGAAGACGUCAAGCCGCCAGCUAAGAAGGGACGUGGUGGCGGCGCGGCAGGAAGAGGUGGCCGUGGUGGUCGAGGAAGAGGGCGCUAG
Cyphellophora attinorum is the source of this 1350-nucleotide messenger RNA. RefSeq names its product Replication factor C subunit 1. Gene Ontology annotation, biological process: DNA repair; DNA replication. Bases 1 to 1350 code for a protein of 449 amino acids. Gene Ontology annotation, molecular function: DNA binding; ATP binding; DNA clamp loader activity. The record is from RefSeq and is a predicted model, not a curated record. NCBI's taxonomy places the organism in Eukaryota, Fungi, Ascomycota, Eurotiomycetes, Chaetothyriales, Cyphellophoraceae. The transcript has a single exon. Gene Ontology annotation, cellular component: DNA replication factor C complex; nucleus.